Molecule: messenger RNA, 1770 nt
Organism: Musa acuminata AAA Group (dessert banana)
Lineage: Eukaryota; Viridiplantae; Streptophyta; Magnoliopsida; Zingiberales; Musaceae
Exons: 13
Coding region: 24-1607 (527 amino acids)
Molecular function (GO): LPPG:FO 2-phospho-L-lactate transferase activity
Source: RefSeq, a predicted model, not a curated record
UCCACCCAACCACUACACUCCACAUGAAGGCUAUCCUCUCGCGGCAGAUCCCGCAACUAGUGGGAUACCGGGGAUUCCGAGAGAGAGAGAGAGAGAGAGAGAGAGAGCGGCAUCUAAGCGGGCGGACGGACGAACCACAAUCCAUGGUGGCGGCCGGCCUAUUGGGAGGACCCGCGCCGUCGCUGACGCCCUUCCUCCGCUCCUCCUCGCCCCAUCCUCCUCUUCCCUCACCCUCUGCCUCUCCUUCCGUCGCCGCCAGAUCUAUUCCCAGACCCUCCGUCGUCCCUAUGGCCGCGUCGCAUUGCAACAGCGGCACCUCUCCUCGCGGCGCCGACGCCUCCUCCCCUUCCUCCAGUCCUAACCUUAUUGAUCCGCCCUCGUUGCUCGUCUUCUCAGGUGGCACUGCGUUUAACGGUGUCGUGGAAGAGUUGAAGAAACUAACGACCAGAGUGGCGCAUGUGCUUCCUGUAUCCGAUGAUGGAGGGAGUACUGCCGAGAUCGUGCGCGUGCUCGGUGGACCAGCUGUUGGGGACAUUCGGUCGAGAUGUUUGAGAUUGUCUGAUGAAAGCACUUCUGAAGCGCUUGCUGUUCGAAUGUUGCUUGGUCACCGUUUGUCUCUUGACGCAUCAGAAGCUAAAUCAGAAUGGCACCAGAUUGUCGAAGGAGAGCAUUGUUUAUGGGAUGGUGUAUCACGACCUUAUGGUGAAACAAUUCGUGCAUUUCUGGCUUUUUUCCAAUAUCAGAUACUUCAACGCUCUAAUGAAUCAUUCUGUUUCAGCAAUGGCAGCAUUGGAAAUUUCUUUUUUGCUGGAGCCCGGAUAUUCUUUCAGUCUUUAGAUGCUGCUAUAUUUUUGUUUUCGCGUGUUUCAGAUAUUCCAACAGAAAGUCUAGUUCUUCCUGUGAUUUCCACCAAUGAUAGACUAACACUGGGCUGUGAACUAUGGGAUGGAACUAUUAUUCGUGGUCAAAAUGAAAUUUCACACCCAACUAACGGAUGCAUGGAACCUAUUAACAAGGAUUGUGCUUCAACCUUAAGGCUGCCUUCUGGAAUUAAGCGGGUUUUUUACAUGUCAAGUGAGGGUUGCAACUUGUUGCAUGAGGUUUUCCCUGCAGCUAACCCUACAGUUCUGGAGCAGUUGAAGAAAGUGGAUUGCAUUGUUUAUGCUAUGGGCUCUCUCUUCACUUCCGUAUGUCCAUCAUUGGUAUUACAUGGUAUUGGUGAGAUCAUUGCCUCCAGAUCUAUUCCCAAGGUACUUUUGUUGAAUGGCUCACAUGAUAGAGAAACUACUGGAUUAUCUGCUUCUGGCUUUGUGACUGCAAUCACAGAUGCUCUAAAUCGAACUUAUGGAGACCCUGGCAAAAGUUUAAAGAACACUGCUAGUGAUUACAUCAAUGCUUUGCUGGUUCCUCGUGAUGGUCAAAUCCUUAUAGAUGUUCAAUGUUUGGCUACUCAACGGAUCUUUCAUGUGGUCCCUGUAGAUUCUAUACAUGAUCCUAAGGUGGGGGCAAUUUUUGAGCCCGAGUCGUUGAUGAAAGCUCUUGCAGAUUUGAUAUACCAACAAGCUUACAAAAAUUUUAUGAUGGAUGCGUCGUUACGUGCCUACUGACUUGGAUGUGUUCUGCUUGUUAGAAGCGUCAGAUGAUUGUAUGCAUACAAUAAAUCCUGCUUGGACAGGACUGGCUGCGCUUCAUGUGAUUUCUAGUUUAUUCUGCUGUAAACUCUGCACUAAAGUAAUAUUUUACAUUUAUUCCGUAGCUGAACUUGAUUUA